AUGUAUAUUCAGUUUCCUCUUCUUCAUCUUCUUCUCUCCUCUUCCUAUCUGCUGAGAUGCCCUAGCCAAUUACCCAACCCAGCAACCUUAACUCCACACAACGCUAAACGCGAACCCAUCCCUCCCAUCACCUUCGAGCUCCUCCUUCCUCUCUCCGUCAUCGAUCUAACUACCUCACCUCCGUCCAUCUCCCGACGCCGUCGCCGAAAUGAGCUUCGAAGCCACCGUCGUUAUCGUGCAGCUCUGUUCCACCAUCGUGCAGCUACUGUUUCAGCUUUGAAAGCAUCGUCGCGCAGCUCGGUUCCAUCGUCGCCGAGGUCGCCUCCUUUUUCCGUCGAGCAGCUCUGUUCCAUCGUCGCUGGCGCUAUCUCUGUUCCUUUUUCCUUCACGUGGAACACACUCAUAAGAGCAUAUGCUAGAACCGCAGAUCAAAAACACAAGUCCAUGGAACUUUAUAGAGCAAUGUUAAUGAUGGAACGAGAACAACAAAGUGCAGCGGUUAUUCCUGAUAAUUACACAUACCGUUUUGUAUUAAAGGCAUGUGCUUACUUGUUCUCUCUUUCUGAAGGGAAACAGGUGAAUGCUCAUGUAUUGAAACUUGGGUUUGAAUCGGAUACUCAUAUUUGUAACAGUUUGAUUCAUUUUUAUGCAACUUGUGGGUUUCUAGACUUGGCACACAAGGUGUUCGAGAAAAUGUCCGAGAGAAGUGAGGUUUCAUGGAACAUCAUGAUUGACUCUUAUGCAAGUGCUGGUGAGUAUGACACUGCAUUGAGAAUGUUCUAUGAGAUGCAGAGGAUUCAUGAUCCUGACGGUUACACCAUGCAAAGUGUGAUUAGUUCAUGUACUGGAUUGGGUGCUUUGUCUUUGGGUUUGUGGGCUCAUGCUUAUAUCUUGAAAAGCAGUGACAAGAACAUGAUUGAUGAUGUUUUGGUUAACACUAGCUUGUGUGAUUCCUUUAAGUAAACAAAUUAUAUGACUCCUAAACGAUUCUUAGGUUAACAUACUUGUGGAUGCUUCAGUAUGCCAGAUUUGUUACUAGGUCUAUGCAAUUCUCAAAACAUUUUUUUCUUAACCUUUUGGCCUGUUCUUGGUUUGAUUGAUGUCUUAAACUUCUAAUGACAUUGUUGCAGAAUGAUCCUAAAGUCCUUAAUUAUUAACCAAGCUCUGAAUGCUAUCUAAAAUACACCAACCAAAAUAUCUAUAAAUUGUUUUAAAUUGAUAUAACUGAUGUGAGUAUGUGACGAAUAAGCAUUGCAAGUAAGACAAGUGCAACUAAUAUGUUCUAAAUUCAU
Arachis duranensis is the source of this 1292-nucleotide messenger RNA. RefSeq names its product pentatricopeptide repeat-containing protein At1g59720, chloroplastic/mitochondrial-like. Gene Ontology annotation, cellular component: intracellular membrane-bounded organelle. The record is from RefSeq and is a predicted model, not a curated record. Gene Ontology annotation, molecular function: protein binding; RNA binding. NCBI's taxonomy places the organism in Eukaryota, Viridiplantae, Streptophyta, Magnoliopsida, Fabales, Fabaceae. The transcript has 2 exons. Gene Ontology annotation, biological process: RNA modification. Bases 1 to 963 code for a protein of 320 amino acids.